This is a messenger RNA of Suillus fuscotomentosus, 1707 nucleotides long. RefSeq lists its product as uncharacterized. Bases 149 to 1597 code for a protein of 482 amino acids. NCBI's taxonomy places the organism in Eukaryota, Fungi, Basidiomycota, Agaricomycetes, Boletales, Suillaceae. The transcript has 3 exons. The record is from RefSeq and is a predicted model, not a curated record.
GGGAAAGAUGUGCGAGGCGUGGGGUGCAGCCGGCGCGCCUUUUGACUCUUGACACCAUCCUUUCAUCGCGUGUACUGGUCCUCUUUAACAUUUAAAUCUAGUCUACCAUCAGCUCAUCACUUCCUGGGAUUAUAUUCUAUCCAUCAGCAUGACUAUGCCAGCCAUAGUAGAUUCUUUAUGUCAAUCAUUGUCCACUCGCUCUCAAACUUAUCCCCGCCAUCGUGAGGUAUUGGCUAUAACAAUGAACAAUCUGGCCAAUCCCAUAUAUUUCGACUACCCAAUCCAUCCCUCUCGCUUCCCAAUCUCCUCAAUCCGUCCAGAUGGCCCACAGAAUACUCCAUCUAUGCCACCCCGCACUCCCCCAAAACCUGUAUUCCCGCGGUAUGACCCUCUCCAUGUCCUCUCUGCAGAUUCUACCCCACUUCCGACCACAAAGCAGUCAUCUCUACACCCCCUACAGGUGGCACCCGGUGUCCUCGCAAACGGCGUCAUUACUGUCAUGCUGCCCGCCGUCCGCGAGUUUCUCACUGCCACUACCAUUGCACCACCUGCCGCACCUGAACUCCCAAGCGACAGUAGAGUAUUAGCGCUUGCUGCUCUUGCCGUCUUCUAUCGUCCCAUGCACCCUGCACAUUGGGUCUUUUGGAAUAAGGAACAAAAGAGGAACACCGCAGCCAUUGUGCAGAGUGUAUUAGAUGCUACCCCCACUCCAAUCAUCUCGCCCAUCGGCUGGAUAGCCACCCAAGACAACCUGUGGAUCCUUGGUUCACUACAACACGCCUAUUCCAGUGCCUUAUCUUCCCAACCCUGGUACGCCGCAUACGUCCCAUCUGAAAGCGAAACCCGCAUGAGUCUGCGCAAGCGCAAGCCCACCAUGAUCCAAGAACAAGUCAUCGAAGAUGAUGACGACGAUCUCCUCGUACCUCAACCACCAAGGAAGCGUGCAAGGACGCGCAGAACUGCCACAACUACUAGGAGCCCGAGGAAACCGGAAGAAUUCUCCCCGCCUGACAACCCGGAGACAGAGGAUGUGCCCGAUGAGGUCGAAGCAGCCACCGAACUACCGGAACCGGAAACGGUGCUUAUGUUGACGCGCGCAGCUAAACGCGAGCUCAUCGAAAUCCCUGUGCCAGCGCAAGAUGCUGAGAAAUCUGUCUCGCCAGAGCCGCGUAGGAGCCAGCGGAAGAAAGGUGAUUCACCGGCAUCUUCGGCGACUACUCUCACGCGCAUCCACUCGCGGGAGUUGUCGGCAGAAUCCGUGGAAGGCGCUGAAAGCGCUGGAAGUAGCACUGUUUGUGAGGAGGAGCCGGACAAGGAAAAAACAAAGAAGGGCCGCACAGAAAAGGUCGUCAAGCGUCUUGACAAUACUGGCGAGGAGGACGGAGACGAGGAAGAAGCUGAGCAGCAGAAACCUGUUCCCGCCAAGAGAUCUCGCCCCUCAGCUUCCCGUGCAAAGCCAAGGUCCAGGGCCCCACCAAAGAGAAUCAACUCGACGAAUACCAAUUCCGAGGAAGGCGGCGAGCAUGCAGAUGCUACUCCCCCGCCACCCGUACCUAAACCAAAGUCACGCUCGCGCCCGAGGACUCGCAGACGUUAGACUUGCGCAAAUUCUUUUUGUUUCAACACGUCAAUGAAUUUCUAACGCACUGGAGGGACCCAAUCAUCAUGAUAUCACGAAUUGCAACGAGUACUGGAGCACAUCGCACA